GGCAGGAUCAACUGUUGAGAGAAUAUUUUGAGCAGGUUUAGGAGUCUUCGAAAGAACUCUCAAUGCAGAACAAAACACACACCUUUUGGCAGAUUCGCUUCUUUAAAAGAUAAAAACAAUUAUUUACCAUUAAGCCAUUUAACCACAGCGGAGGGCUUUCAGCUUGCAGCUGUAUGUGCACUACCCAGUGGAGCCAACUUGGGGAAAGAAACAUUUGAAGAACAUCUCUCCAACACUUUUAUUUAUCUGAAGUGGGGUUUGGAAAGUCGCAGCAUGCCAUAUUUCAGCACACUGUGUGUGUACUUUUUGAUGGUCCUGAUCCCAGUCAUGACAAACACCAUCACCGAGGAGAUAGACGUUUUGGUAUUUGUACCACAAAAUAAUUCUUACCUUUUUUCAUAUACAAGAGUCGCGCCAGCGAUCCGUUACGCGCAACAGAGGCUGAAGACAGAUGGAGGACAGUACUCCGGCUUCCACUUCAACAUCCAGUUUGAAAACUCCGACUGUGCUAAUGAUGCUCUGUUUCUGUUAGUGGACAGGUCUUGCGGGCAUGAUAAACCAGAUCUGAUUCUUGGUCCGGUGUGCGAGUACGAGGCGGCGGCGGUGGUAAGGCUGGCAUCCCACUGGAACAUCCCGGUGAUCUCAGCAGGUGCCCUGGCCGCCGGCUUCAGCAACAAGAACAACGAGUACUCCCACCUGACCCGCAUCGCUCCGUCCUACGUGAAAAUGGCAGAGACCUUCACCGCGAUGUUUGAGCACUUCACCUGGAAGAGCGCACUGCUGGUCUACGAAGACGACAAGGAGGAGCGGAACUGUUACUUCACUCUGGAGGGAGUCUAUCAUCUGAUGGCUGACUUUAACAUUAAAACAUAUGCUUUUCCUCAGGGGGGUCGCUUGGACACUGACGACAUCCUCCACAACAUUUAUGACAUCGAAGUGGUGAUCAUGUGCAUGGGAGCAAACAACAUACGAGAGAUCAUGCUGGCUGCACACAGACGAAGGCUGACCAAUGGCAAUUACAUCUUCUUUAAUGUUGAACUCUUCAAUGCCUCUUCUUAUGGCAAUGGCUCGUGGAAGAGAGGGGAUGAAUAUGACAACGAUGCGAGACAAGCUUAUGCUUCUCUGAACACUGUGACACUACUCAAGACAGUCAAGCCUGAGUUUGAAAACUUCUCCAUGGAAAUGAAAAUGUCCUUCAAAAAAGCUGGGUUCCUUGACUGCGAAGACUGCGGAAGUGUCAACAUGUUUGUUGAGGGAUUCCAUGAUGCCAUUUUGCUGUAUGCCAUCGCCUUGCAUGAAGCAAUGAAAAAUGGCCACAGUAAGAGGAAUGGAACAGAGAUCACCUCACGUAUGUGGAACCGAACUUUUGAAGGCAUCGCAGGCCAGGUGUCCAUGGAUGACAAUGGUGACAGAAAUGGGGAUUUCUCUUUGAUGACUAUGACAAAUGUUGAGGCAGGAACGUAUGAGGUGGUGGCCAACUACUUUGGUGUUAAUGGAACUUUUCAGCUGCUGCCUACCUUCAACACUGACCACUUCACCCUGAAGGGAAGAUAUAAAGCACAUGCAGAGAAACCAGCCAAGUCAUGUGGACUAGGAGUAUCAGCUUUAACUGGAGUUAUAGUGGGGGCUGUUCUAGGAUCUGCAAUGCUUAUCGCAUUCUACUUUUUCAGAAAAAACUACAGGAUUACCAUUGAGCGUCGCACACAAAGUGAAGAGCAUGACACUGGGAAGCACCGUCAGUUACGAGAGGACUCUAUUCGGUCAAACCUCUCAGCAGCAUAAAUGGCAGCAGCAGCAGUCCUGUCACAUAUCUUUAUGUGACCAAAGACUUUGCAAUGCAUUCCAGUGGAGCCGAGCUGUUGAGACAUUUUGUGUUUUUACCCUGUAAUUUCUCUUGAUUUAUUGUAACUCAGGACAGUUCUCGCCGUCACAAAGCACCACUUACUUGGAUUUUCCUCUUGAAAAGGUAUGUGAUUGUAUUGGUGUACUGAAAACUUGGCCAUUAAAUUCUGAUUUCCUUUA
Acanthopagrus latus (yellowfin seabream) is the source of this 2022-nucleotide messenger RNA. RefSeq names its product natriuretic peptide receptor 3 (gene npr3). NCBI's taxonomy places the organism in Eukaryota, Metazoa, Chordata, Actinopteri, Spariformes, Sparidae. Gene Ontology annotation, biological process: regulation of blood pressure; vasodilation. Gene Ontology annotation, molecular function: peptide hormone binding; natriuretic peptide receptor activity. The transcript is spliced from 8 exons. The record is from RefSeq and is a predicted model, not a curated record. The coding region runs from base 274 to 1782 and encodes 502 amino acids. Gene Ontology annotation, cellular component: membrane.